CAUACUCUAUAGUAAGUUUCCCUCUUCCCCCUUGCCCCGGCUUCGGUAAAAGAUGGCUGCCGUCUAGCUUUGAUUGAGCACGCUUAUUGUUGCAGUACGUCCUUGGACUAUUCAAUUAUUCCGUUGAUCAAUAAAUAAAAGAUAAUAAGAUAAAAUGCGUCGUAAGAGUGAGCGUACUGCCAGCAAGAAAUUGAAACCAUCUCCUGAAAAGAAAGUUGAAAAGGUUAAACGUACGAGGUCAAGACGAAGUAGAAAGCAGUCUACAUCCUCUGAUAAUGAAUCUGGUGAAGAGACCGUUCCAGAAGUGGUAGAAACUAUCAUUGAAGGUGAUAAGAAACCGCCUCCAACACCAAAAAAGGCUGAUAGUCCAGAUGAGUCACAGGAUCAGGUAUGGCAAGUAAAAACAGCAGAAACCUCUGGUGAUAUGGGUGAGAUACAGAAACUCAAAAUAUGUCUGACGCGACCGCCUUCUACGCCGGAACGAGUCGAUCGAUCCCCACGAAGCAAACGGAAACAUUCCCGCGCUACCAGCUCGAGCGAUACGCCCAGUGUUGAGGGCACUGAAGAAAAGAAAAAGAAGCACCGUUCUAAACGGAGCACUCGGGAAUCAAAAGAUGAAGAUGACAAGAAGCUUGAAAGCCAAGAUGAGCAAGAAGAAAAGAAUAAACCUGAGAACAAUACCAGUGAGAUAACCCAAAGUAGUGAUAAAGUGUCUGAAAUUGUUCCAGAUGAAGUUCCCAUGUCUACAACUAGUGACGAUACUAAAUCACAUGAGAGUAAAUCACAGGAUAAUUCAGAAAAACAAGAAACACCAAAAGUGGAACUUAAAGAAGAACCUGUUCAAACUGACAAAACUAAAUCAUCCGAUGCUGACACAACUGUUGUUUCACCAAGUGAUAGUUCAGUCACAGUUUCACACAGUAGUGAAGCCGUUGUUGAGUCUGUUAAGGAUGAAACAACAGUUGUUUCAUCAAAGGAUGAAUGCACCAAGCCUGAUCUAAAUACAUCACCCAAAAUGGAAAACUCUGAGAACGAGAGAUCAAAAAGACAGAGGAGUGUAUCAAUUGACAAGUCAGAAGUCUUGGAAAUCCAUGAGGAAGAUACUAAAAUUGAAUCUGACAAUGACAGCAGUAAGAAGGAAUCUGACAGGAAGGCAUCUAGAAGUAAGGUAAGUAAACUUGAAGAGAAGAUAGUCAAUGUGUCAAAAGAAACAGGGGCUAUUAAUGAAACUGAUGUUGUAGAGAGUUCACGUAGAUCAGAAGACAAUUUGAAGGAGCAGGAACCAGUCCAAAAUAAUAGUAGUAUAGAAAUAAUCAAAGAGUUAAACCAUUCGGAAUCUAUACAGUCUAAUAAGGAGGAAUCUACUCAAAAUGGAUCAUCUGCACCAAUUGUAGUCAGUCGCAAACGAAGAUGGGGGUCUCGCCCUUCUAAAAUAACAACUCAAAAAUCCAUUACAAUUUCUACUGAUGUACUAAAAGAAAUUAUUCCUGAUGUGAAGCCAGUUGAAUUUGAAGAAGUAAUAGAAACAAAAGAGAAAAAGCAUAGGCGAGUGGAGGUUGAGAAAGUUCAAAGACCUAUUUUGCCUAAAAUUGUCAUAGAUAAUACGGAAAAUGUUGAACAGCUUAAAAGGGAAAAGGAUCUGGAAGAUGAUGAGAAUGAAGGUGGUAAAUCAAGAGAGUCCCAUUUAUCUGUUAACAGGAAGAUAUCCAUAGUUAAGGACAAUGAUAGUAUUAUUACUAGACCACCAAGCCCACCCAGAAAUCGGCAGUCUUGCAUUCUAUUCAUCACCAAUUUAGUGAGGCCUUUUACACUGCCACAGUUGAAGAAUCUGUUGCAAAGAACUGGCAGGAUUGAAGAAAAUGGAUUUUGGAUAGACAGAAUCAAGUCAAAAUGUUUUGUAAAAUAUGUAUCUGAAGAUCAAGCUGUGGAAACCCGACAUGCAUUACACGGGGUGACAUGGCCAGUGUCGAACCCCAAGACUUUACAAGUAGACUUCUCAACUCAAGAGGCUUUUGACAAAGCCAAGUUAAAUGAAGACACAGAAAAUGCUCAGUCAUCUACCAUACCAGGAACUGUCGAGGACUGGCUCAGGGAGCAGGACAUGAAACGGGAACGAGGAGAAUUGGACAAGCCAUGGGAACGGAAAGCGGCGAUGCGGGAGUGGGAUGUCGGCAAGGGAGACAAAGACAAAGAUAAGAUAAGGCGAGAGGACGACCGACGGCCGCUGGAGAAGAGAAGGCACAGAACUCCUGAGAGAAGUCCUGAACCAGCACGGAAGUUUAAAAAGAAAGAGGAAGAAGCUCCAGCGAAAUUGCUAGAUGACUUGUUCAGAAAGACAAAAACCACACCAUGCAUAUAUUGGCUACCUCUCUCAGCUGAAACGAUAGCAGUAAAAGAAGAGCAAAGGCGACAACAUAUGGCCGAGCACGAACGCCGCCUGCAGGAGUUGCGUCGCACUCAUCGCCGUCACUAUUUGAAAAUGGUACGAGGUGUGUUGGUGGUAGUGUGCGCGGCGCUGGCCGCUGCGUCUGCGCAAGACCCCUUCACACUGGAAGAGUUUGUUGGCGGAGUCUUCGCUCAGUCUGGAUUCAAUGGAGUCUGGAUUUCUGACACUGAAUUCACAUACACCAUCCCUGGUGAGCCGGGUAUCCAUGUCUUCAAUGUGGAGGAACUGGAGAGCACAAUACUCGUCUCAGGAGAACUAAUGGCUCAAUUGAACACCAACAACCCAAUCUUGUCUGCAGAUAGACAGUUUAUCUUGGCUCCUAGUGAAGUGCAAUCAGUAUACCGCUACUCCACAACGGGUCGGUAUGCACUCUACGGGAUUGAGAAUGACACCACAACCCUCAUAGCCGACCACCAAAGGCUGCAGCUGUGUAUCUUCGGCGGAGGUCAUUCACUCGCCUAUGUGCUGGACAACAAUGUCUACUAUCUACCUGAGAAUUCGGUGAAUCCCAUACAGCUGACUGAUGACGGUGUUGAGGGUAUCAUUUACAAUGGACACACCGACUGGGUCUAUGAAGAGGAUGUGAUGUACACGGGGCAGGCGACGUGGUUCUCCACCGGCGGAUCUUACCUUGCGUUCGCGAGCUUCGACGACACGCUGGUGGAGAGCUACUCGUACUAUUACUACGUCGACAAGACUGACCCUGAUGACCCGUACCCUGAGCUGUUUGACCUUAAGUAUCCUAAGGUCGGCCGUACAAACCCAACAGUGACCUUACGUCUAGUGAAUCUAACCGCUCUAGUGGAAGAAACCAACAGCGACUUCAUAACCAUGGCGCCUCCAGAGGUCGUCACAGACGACCAUAUUCUGGGCGGCGUGCGGUGGAUCAGCGAUACUGAAGUUGCGAUCCAUUGGCUCAAUAGGAGGCAAAAUUAUACCGUACUUCAAAUUUGUAAUGUCAACGACUUGAAUAACUGCGAGGAGGAACAUCGCUCUCAACCAAAUGGUUGGGUGCCCAUCGCGUUACCUCAAUUUAGUAGCGAUGGUUCGUUCUACGUGUCCACCCGGUGGUCUUUACCCCAAGCUGAUGAGAGGAUCUGGCAACACCUGUAUCUGACUGUGAGGAUCAAUGGACAGAUGGAAUCCAGUUCUAUCACGCCGGGUGCGUCCACUGUCAAUAACUACGUAGGAAUGAACGAGAAUGGACCUUACUUCUUCUACACACGGACCUUACCUGGGCAGCAAUGGCGCUCGCAAGUCCAGAUAUUAUUUCAUUACAGUUUCAAACUAUUUAUUCUCAAUCAAAUUCUUCAAAAUAUUUCAUCAAAAAAACUGAUAUUCCAGAGCCGGACAGUGCUCUACACCUGGAACAACAACACAGUGGUCCGGGAGCGGCUCCAGGGCAAGUCGCGUCCAGUCAGCGAGAUCUUCACCGUGCCCCUGGAGAGCGGCAUUCCAGCCCCGGUCAGGCUCCACUUCCCCCCGGGAAUAGACCUAACUGACACCAACACUACGUACCCGAUGGUGUACUAUGUGUAUUCAGGACCUAAUACUAACACGGUCUUUGAUACUUUCACUGUUGGCUACCACUCGUACCUGGCCACGAGCCGCAACGUGAUCUACAUGGUGGCGGACGGGCGCGGCGCCGGCCUCAACGGACAGGAUAUCCUGUAUUCCCUCAACAAUGCUCUAGGCACCGUGGAGGUCGAGGACCACCUGGUCAUUUUGAGGCAAGUGCUAGACCGUUACCCGGUCAUCGACCGGUCGCGCGUGGGUAUCUGGGGCCACAGCUACGGCGGGUAUGCAACCCUGCUGACCCUCAUCAAAGAUGAGGAUCAUCUGUUCCGGUGCGGCAUUGCCAGUGCGCUGGUCACCUCAUGGCUAUACUACAACACGAUGUACACGGAGCGCUACAUGGGCCUGCCCACUUGGGAAGACAACCUGAGCGGCUACAAUGCUAGUGACGUCACAGUACUGGCGGAUAAACUGCGAGGCCACGACUUCUUCGUGAUGCACGGCAACGCUGACGACAACGUCCAUUACCAGAACGCUGCGAAGCUUUUCACAGCGCUGCAGCAGUUGGACAUUCCUUUUGAGCAGAUGUCGUAUCCUGACGAAGCCCACGGCCUGGCUGGAGUGCCGAUGCACCGGUACAAUGCCAUGAACCGUUACUGGGAGAAGUGCUUGAACAUAUAAACAGGGUCAAUGAAGUUAGUACUUGUUUAUUUAGUUAGUUUGUUCGUUCACCUACGUAUGUGUUUUUCUGUCCACCGAACGAAGUGUAAGAUUCUAUCUAAGUAUUGUUUACAUUUGAAAUAUAUUUUGUAUAACAAUAUUUUUUAAUAAAACACAUUUAAUAUA
Messenger RNA from Plodia interpunctella (Indianmeal moth), 4807 nucleotides. RefSeq lists its product as uncharacterized. The record is from RefSeq and is a predicted model, not a curated record. Gene Ontology annotation, biological process: proteolysis. Lineage: Eukaryota; Metazoa; Arthropoda; Insecta; Lepidoptera; Pyralidae. The transcript has 21 exons. The coding region runs from base 155 to 4642 and encodes 1495 amino acids. Gene Ontology annotation, cellular component: plasma membrane. Gene Ontology annotation, molecular function: dipeptidyl-peptidase activity; serine-type peptidase activity; RNA binding.